GUUAUCAGUCUUUAUUAGAUGCCGUAAUCGGAUCAUUCGUGAAUAACGGGAGGCAAAAUUUCAAUGCUUCUCCGGAUUUGAGCGCGCAUGAUUUCUCCGGACUUACAAAUGUUUAAAUUGAUAAUUCAUUUUUCUAUUUGUUUAUCAUUAUUUCCACUAAUUCAUUCCGGACUCAUUCCACGAACACCGAAGCUGCACUCAGUGGAGGAAGGAAAAGGAAAGCUUUUUUUCGCCCUCGAUGUUUGGGGACUGGGUAAACUUCACGGGCGAAAAAUAGAGUGGUACAAUGUUACAACAGAAGACGGAUAUAUUCUCGCUCUACACAGGAUUCUUCCGAAUUCAUCAAUGGAUGAAGAAAAAUCACCGCGACCUGUGGUUUUUCUCCAGCACGGAUUGAUGGCGACAUCAGAUGCCUUCAUCGUAUAUGGAUCUCCAAAAAGUCUCGGAUAUCAACUGUCAGAUGCCGGGUACGACGUUUGGAUGGGAAAUUUCCGCGGAAAUACUUACUGCCUGAGUCAUGAGACCCUGUUCACAGAUGAUUCAAAAUUCUGGGACUUCAGUAUGGACGAGUACGCUCUUCAGGAUCUUCCAGCGCAGAUAGACUUCGCCCUGAAGACAGCGAAUCAAUCAACUCUAUCAUUCAUCGGUCACUCAUUGGGUGCUACGACUCACAUAAUGCUGUUGAGUGCUCGUCCAGAAUACAACAAGAAAAUGGAUUUUGUUGUUUACUUUGCUCCAGUGGUUUACUCAGUAACUCGGACACAUCUCAGGGAUAUUCUCCCUGCAGUAGCUCUGAUCCCUCAGAUAUUUUCCCGGAAUGGUGCUGUUGAAGUAUUCAGUCAGAAAAUAUUGAGCCCCUUGACCAUUUAUUUUUGCGCGUCCACCAGGUCCUUGCUUGAGUUGUGUCAGAGCUGGAUGGAUCAACUCGUUGGAUAUGACCGAGACCAAUUCGAUCUAAGAGAAUUCCUCGGUGUUAUGUCUUAUUACCCCGCAGGAACAUCAGCCAAAGUGAUUUUUCAUUACAGCCAGCAAACACUUACCGGGACAUUUCGUCGAUAUGAUUAUUUGACGAGUGAACUGAAUAUUCAGCAUUACGGAACACCUGUAGCUCCGGAUUAUGAUGUCAGCGCCAUCGACGUGCCUCAGAUGGCCAUUUUUCGAGGUCCAGGGGAUGUAGUCACCACGGAAGAAGAUAUGAAAUUUUUUAUUCAAAGUCUUUCACCGCAGCAAUCCGUAAUUUAUGAAACUGUGAAAUUCCCGACGUUCAAUCACGGGGCGUUCAUUUCAGCUCGGGAUCUGAAACCGCUGGUUAAUGAUCUGGUGCUUGAAUAUCUUCAGAAAUACUACCAGAGGAAGAAUGAGCCAUAAUCGAUGAACAAUUUAGA
Messenger RNA from Fopius arisanus, 1385 nucleotides. RefSeq names its product lipase 3. The record is from RefSeq and is a predicted model, not a curated record. The transcript is spliced from 6 exons. Gene Ontology annotation, molecular function: hydrolase activity, acting on ester bonds. NCBI's taxonomy places the organism in Eukaryota, Metazoa, Arthropoda, Insecta, Hymenoptera, Braconidae. Gene Ontology annotation, biological process: lipid metabolic process. Bases 88 to 1368 code for a protein of 426 amino acids.